GGUUAUGCUCGAAAGAACUCGAAGAAGAUUGUUCGCGCAGUGCAUUAUGGUUUCUGUACCGGCGGUUUGCUUGAUGUUUUCGCCUGGUUCGUCUAAUGUUAGCGUGAUGGUGGAAAGAAGAAUCAAGAACUAAUGUGUUUCUAACAACAGCUAGCCUCUGUGGAGAGGUGCACCGAUGCCAUGGCCUCCAGCCACAGCUCCUCCCCAGUGCCUCAUCCCAGCAGUGGUGGCAGCGAGGGGAUCUUCCGGAAGGACAGGGACCCUUCCUCACGACACUACAGGCCCGUCCACUCCCUGCCUGACGUCUGCCCCAAGGAGCCCACGGCCGAGGUAGCCCGGGGGCUGUGCGAGGGCCCGUCGGUGGUGGCCGACCAGCACAGGUGGACGGUGUACAACUCCAAGGUGAACCUCCCGGCCGCGCUGAACGACCCACGACUGGCCAAGAGGGAGUCUGACUUCUUCACCAAAACCUGGGGCCUGGACUUUGCCGAGACAGAAGUCAUGCCCUCCUUCUACCUCCCCAACAUCACAAAGGAACACUUUGGCCCCUACCUGCAGGAAACGGCUCAGAGGGAGAAAAUCCAUGAGCGAUGCAAGAGUAUCUGUUCCAACAAGGAUGAGCUGGAUGCUGUCUCCAGCAUCACAAACAACCACGACAAAUCAAGAACAGAGUUGGAGCAGGUGCCCAAGAUCUUCAUGAAGCCUGACUUUGCGCUAGACGACCCCACGACCUUUAACGCGGUCCUACCAUGGUCCCACUUCAACAGCGCUGGCGGGAAGAGCAGCAGGGACAUGGCAUCGUCACGGUUACUACAGGAAAAGCUGAGCCACUACCUCGACGUGGUGGAGGUGAGCAUCGCGCGCCAGAUCUCCCUGCGCUCCGAGGCUUUCUUCCACGCCAUGUCCUCCCAGCACGAGCUCCAGGACCGCCUCACCGAAACCGCCCGCGCCGUGGCAGUCCUCCGUGGCCGCACGGCCGCCAUCGAACGCAUCAUGUGCGAAGGCCCGCUGCGGGCACUGCGGCAGGCGCUCACUCGCUCAAACUGCGCACGGCUGCACAACAAGCUGAAGCUGAUGGCGGCGGUGCAUCAGAGCCAGCCCACUGUGCAGCUGCUGCUCUCCACCUCGGAGUUCGUUGGGGCCCUGGAGCUCAUCGCCACCACCAGGAGGUUGAAGAAAUUGACAUCUGACAUCGUCACGAAGCUGGCAGACCAGAUGCGUCUGAUGACCUUCCCCCAGUGGUUUGAGCUGCUGAAGUCCGUCUUUGAGAACUUCGUUCUCUUCCUGAAGAGGAUCAAGGCGACGCUGAGUGUGGUGAGGAAUGUCGUGCUGGAGGCGCUGGACAGCAACCAGAAGAGCCGUCUGCUGGAGCGGGCUGCAGCGGGGGGCCUGACUGAGGCCCCAGGAACUCCUCUCAACCAGGAGGAAGCAGAACUGGCCUACCUCACUCAUGAGGGCCUGUUCAUCAGCGACGCUCUCAAUGAUGCUCAGCUGCACCUGGGGGCAAGCACAGGCCAGGAGCAGAGCUCCACCGUGGGGCCCAGGCAGGCCCUGUCACGUAUGGAUGGUUGUGGUAGUGACUCCGCCUCAGGGACCACCGAGUCGUCCUCCAGCAGGGAACACGCUUUCCAGCCAGGAGGGGCCGCCAUCUCGUCCAGUGAGGACAUGAUGCCCAGUGACCUGGAGCUGGGCCGCGUGGCCAAUAACAUCCAGGAGCUGCUCUACACCGCCUCAGACGUCAGCCACGACCGCUGUGUCAAAGUCCUCUCAGGGACCGCAUUGUGUCAAAAGUCCUCGAUGGCCAGAGCCAUGCACUUCAACCCGCGCGAGCUGCCAGCUGGUCCUGGGCGGCAGGGAGCACUUCCCACUAAAAACCUGGCCCUGGCCUCUCGCUGUCUUCAGCUGGUGGUUCACUACAUUCCCAUCAUCAGGGCCCACUUUGAGACCAAGCUGACGCCCAAGCAGUACAGUGUCCUCAGGCACUUUGACCACAUCACUAAGGACUACAACGAUCACAUAGCGGAGAUCUCCGCUAAACUGAUGACGAUCAUGGACAGCUUGUUUGAGAAGGUGCUGUCUAAGUAUGAAGUUAAGGCCCCCAUGCCUUCGGCCUGCUUUCGCAACGUGUGUAAACAAAUGGGCAAAAUGCACGAAGCCCUUUACGAGCUCCUACCUGAGGAACAGGCACAGGUGUUGUUCCUGAGGAUCAAUGCAAGCUUUAAAAUGCACCUUAAAAGGCAGCUGGCCCGUCUCGGGGUGCACCACGACGGUGGACCUCAACAUGGGCUGGUGACAGUGGAUGUGGCAUUUUACACUGAGAACGUUCAAUCACUGAGGGCACUUGAAAAGCUGGACUUGAACAUGGCUGAGAUCUGGGAGCAGAAGAGAUGAUGGGGGGAGUAGUCAUCCUACCUACAGUGUGACACCAUGUUAACUCACCCUGGAGGGAAGGGAGAAACUAACUCUAAUCAGGUACUUGUUGUAAAGAGACUGUACCUGCUUCACCUUCUAGCAGCCAGCCUGCCCAGGGGACCAUGGAUCUCACUGAAGCCACCUGAAGAGGGCACUGUCUGGGUACAGAAAGAGAGCUGAAGUCUGGUAGUGGUGGUGCUUCAAGGGCGAAACUGCCCCAGGAAGCAACGCUGUGGGACCAAACCCUGAAGCGGCCAUGAUGUAGGACAGGCUAACGUAACAUGGCACCCUAUUCACUAUUUAGUGUACCACCGCAUUAUAUAUAGGGUGCCAUUUUGGACACCGACAUGGGCUUUCUUGUAAAGAGCAGCUCCAUGGGGCUACGCUGAGAUACGAGAGACUUUUAGGACACAACUAACUGCUGCCUGUCACAUCACACUGUGUUUAAUUCAAUUAUAGACUUUGAUGAUUGGCCUGAAAUGUCGACAUGGUUCAGAACAUGUCAUUCUAUUUUUUUUUUUUCAGGUUGAAAGCAUAUUGUUUUUCUCACGUCCGUCAACGAAUAACAAGGCCACUGACGGAUUCAGACCCGUGUUUAAGCUAAAUGGUCUUGUAAGUUGACUUGUAAGUUGACCACUGGUCUUUCAUUGACGUCUAACAAUUUGCACUGAAUACAGCGUUCCCUUCCGCGGUCCUAUAUUUAACCUUUUACUGUGCAAUUUCUCUCCAAUAAUAAUGCCACUGAGCAUUGCUAGUCAAUCUGGUUAGUUAAAUUGCUUGUCAGACAUUAUGCACAAUUGUUCCCCUCUCUGUAAUGACCAAGCUAAGUCAUUCUAUAGAAAGCAUUAUCUUCCAACCAGGCUACAUCAAAUGGGCAGUAAACUCCACUGCAUCAGUUCUAUCCAGCGCUCUCACCUGUUGUAUUGCAUGAACCAACAUUAGCCUCUGGUUUGUCUGUAGUCGAGCUCUAACCAAAAUAGUCUUAUUACCCAGUUCUAUUAACUGCCUGUCUGCACUGUGUGAACGUUACACCUCAUCCAAUGGUAUAUAAAAAGCGGUCUACUUCAAAAGUGCCUACUUUUGAUAACUGACAGACAAUAGUAAACUGUUUGAGUGCCUGUUGGACCCUCAUUGCUGCUAUGGGUAAGGAAGUGUGGCAAACUGAGAAUCUGACCGCAUGCCUGAGCGUUUUGUCUUGAACCCCAGGAAACUGAAUAAAACUUGGGACAAUAUGGAAGCAUU
Salvelinus sp. IW2-2015 is the source of this 3654-nucleotide messenger RNA. The record is from RefSeq and is a predicted model, not a curated record. Lineage: Eukaryota; Metazoa; Chordata; Actinopteri; Salmoniformes; Salmonidae.